Molecule: messenger RNA, 1782 nt
Organism: Symbiodinium sp. CCMP2456
Lineage: Eukaryota; Dinophyceae; Suessiales; Symbiodiniaceae
Source: the annotation of a GenBank genome assembly
AUGGGGGCUUUGUCGAGUGGCCCAGCCGAGGGUGAUGAGCUGACCGGGGAACAGUUGGGGAGUUUGAUGUCUCGUGAAGACUCCCUGCCCGCCCAUGACGACGACCCAACUGCGAGCCACUUGGAGCAGCAGCUCGCCGACUUUGCUAGCUUUGGCAACGGCACUGGCGACUGGCAUGCCAUGAACUCGAGUUUGGUUCUUGCCAGGCAUUCCCGUCAGGUGAUGCCGUGGGAAAGGGCGGUGAAGCCCCGGCUGGGGCCUAGCUUCAUUUUCCAGGAGCCUCUGCUUGGGCGUUUUGAUGGUCUUACCAGAGCCGUGAUUCCUGCUCCUUCAGCGCGGCCGUGGGCCUGGGUUCCCAAAGGUACGUACGAGGCCAGACGACUUCUUGCGGCCAGGUUUGCCAAGAGCGAUGACAUGCUCCGGCUCUCUGCACUUAAGAAGGUUAGGCUCAUCGUGCUGUUUUACCCGGACGACUCCGAGCUCGGGAGAAACCUUGUGGGCUCUGCAGGGUUUGCCAAAUGGAUCGUGGCCAGCAAAGGGCGCCCUCUGGCGCCUUCCGAGGGUGAGCUGUACGCCUAUAUGCUGCACCUGCGCCGAACCAAAGCCGGAGCCACAGCGGGAGAGUCCUUUCUAAAGUCCUAUCGGUUCUUCAUGCAUCUGACCGGGGCUGUUCAGAAUGCUCGGAUCUCGCCCCGAGUGCAGGGGGCGGCAAAGGCGAUGGCCAUGGUCAAGAGGCCGCUCUGGCAGGCACCGCCCCUACCCGAGGAGGCGGUACGACUUCUCGAGGAGUUCGUCCACGAGACCGAGGACUGUGCAAGGGCCAGCAUAGCGGGGUUCAUGCUCUUUUGCAUCUACUCCUCUGCGCGCUGGUCGGAUGCGGCCCGUGGGACGUCCAUGGUCAUGGAUGUGGCGGGCAACGGUUUGGUUCUGCUGGAGUGCUCUACAAAGCAUUAUAAGACCAAGGCCAAGGACCGGAAGGACACUGUGCUCCCCCUCAUUGCUCUGGGCAGCGGCCUCACCCAGCCUUCUUGGGGGCGAGUCUGGAUGCGCAAGCGGGCCCUCGCGGGGCUGCAGAAUUCCUCAGUGAUCAUGCCGGCUAUGUCGCCUGGGGGCAACUUCCUCGAGAGAGCCAUGACUGCUGCCGAGGGCUCUCUAUGGCUUCGCGAACUCCUGCACCUGCAGGGCUUCACCGGUGACUUGGAGCAGUUCAGCUCCCACAGCUUGAAAGCAACCGCUUUGUCCUGGACGGCCAAGAGCGGGACCAUGACUUACGAGGAACGCCUUACUCAGGGACAUCACUGCAGCCCUAAGCACGGGAUGGCCCUCCUCUACUCGCGGGAUGCCCUCGCGGAGAUCAUCGUGAAGGUGGCCAAGGUCGUGAGUGCUGUGAGCCGGGGAGUGUUUAGUCCAGACUUUCCGAGGGCCGAGAGGGUCGCUAGGGCUCUGCAUGCAGAUCCCGCAGACUUUGAGCAUCUUCCCGAGACUACGGCUGAGGAUUUACCAGCUGGGGAGCCUCAGGAGGAGAAUAUCUCUGAGGCCGGGUCUGACAUAACCGACCUCGGCGAUCUCAACGAUGACCUAGGGGCUCCGGUUCCUGAGGAGGUCCGCCCUAGGCUGAGCUGCGCUUUUUCGGGGACGACGUACAUGCACGUCUUGAGUGGAGUUGUGCAUAAGAUGGUCAGCCCUGAUGUUUUGAAGUGCGGUAGGAAAGUCACAGCCAAUUUGCGCUUGAUGGGUCCGGAGGAGGCCCAGGACAAUGUCUGCCAGCAGUGUGCGGCUUGA